AUGGCUACCGCUACAAUCACCACCCACACAACCAUUCCAUACUCAGUAUUUUCCCCAAAGCAGAAAUAUGUCUUGAUGGUGAUACUAUCGAUGGCCGGAUUCUGGAGCACAGUUUCAUCCACCAUUUACUUCCCAGCAAUUCCUACGGUGCUGUCGUACUUCAACAUAUCAAGUGGAAUCGCCAAUUUGUCGGUGGUGGCAUACCUUUUUUUCCAGGGUAUUGUCCCCACAUUUUCCUCCAACGCAGCCGAUACCGUCGGUAGAAGACCUAUGAUAUUACUAAGUUUAUUGAUCUAUGUGGCUGCGUGUAUUGGCUUGGCUCGCUCCAACGCCUAUUGGCUCUUGACGGUGUUACGAUGUGUUCAGGCUGCUGGGAUAGGUCCAGUCAUUUCCAUAUCUUCUGGUAUUGCUGGUGAUGUCUGCACCGCUGCUGAAAGAGGAGGGUUUGUUGGUAUGGUUGGAGGCAUGCAACUCACUGGGAAUGCGUUUGGAGGGCUUCUUGGUUCGGGACUCAUCAGUUCCUACGGCUGGAGAGGGAUUUUUGUGUUCUGUGCGAUUGGUUCUGGGGUUACUUUGGUGGUGAUUUCUCUUGUACUACCAGAAACUCUACGGCAGAUGGUUGGGAAUGGAAGUAUCAAGCCUCAAUCGGUUGUCAAUAUCCCCCCGAUAUUUGUGUUCAAACGAUUGCGGAGAGGAUGGACUAACCAGAUAGAGUCUUUGGGCCCCCGCAAGAACCUAGACGUGCUAGCUCCGUUCAAAAUCCUCUUUAAUUAUCAAACCUUAUGUGUGCUAUUUGCACCAGCCGUCAAGUUUGCCGUGUGGUCGAUGGCAUUAACAUCACUCACGGUUCUAGAGGGUGAUGGAUACAACUACACGGUGCUUAAAGUCGGGUACAUCUAUUUGCCCCAAGGAGUAACGUGCUUGCUAGGAUCGUUGAUUACCGGAAGAUUGUUGAACUGGUCUUAUAGAAGAAGUAAGAAUUUGCACGAUGAAAAGUAUAAAGAGGUCCCCGAACAUGAAAGACCUGUGUUUAAUAGUCUUCGUUCAAGGCUCUAUGUGUGUUUUGUGCCAUCGGUGAUGCAGUUCACAGGUAUGAUCAUUUACGGUUGGUGCUUACAGUUCAAAAUGAACAUUUCAUCUAUCAUCAUCUCGACAUGCUUGAUAUCGUUUUCUUCUUCAGCAGCGAUCUCCACUGUUUCAACCGUUUUGGUGGAUAUGAAUCCUCACCAUGCCUCUGCUGGAGUGUCACUCAUAAACUUGACACGAUGCUGGAUGGCAGCUCUUUGUAUGGGUGUGCUCUCAAAUAUGACAGCGGCCAUGGGACUUGGAGGCACUUAUACCUUUUGGGCAGCAGUUGGACUUUUAGCCGAUACCUUGAUGUUCUAUGUUGCCUGGUACAAGACCAGGUGA
Messenger RNA from Yamadazyma tenuis ATCC 10573, 1410 nucleotides. It is a transcript of the gene QDR1, whose product is annotated as multidrug transporter. Lineage: Eukaryota; Fungi; Ascomycota; Pichiomycetes; Serinales; Debaryomycetaceae. The record is from RefSeq and is a predicted model, not a curated record. Gene Ontology annotation, cellular component: plasma membrane. Gene Ontology annotation, biological process: transmembrane transport. Gene Ontology annotation, molecular function: transmembrane transporter activity.